AUGCGCUCCAACAUCGCCCUCCUCGCCGCUACCGCCGCUGCCGCGCAGGCCAAGAUGAUCCGUGUCGACGUCGGCAUGGACGGGCUCACCUUCAGCCCCGACGUCAUCACCGCCGCCAAGGGCGACAUGCUCUCCUUCCACUUCUACCCUCAAAGGCACAGCGUCGUCCUCGGCACCAAGGACAAGCCCUGCGAGCCCGCCACCGAAGAACUCUUCUACUCUGGCUUCAUGCCCACCACCGAAGGCGAAGCCGCCUCCACGUUCAUGGUCACCGUCAACUCGACGGACCCGAUGUACCUGUACUGCUCCAGCGCCAAGCACUGCCAGGGCGGCAUGGUCGCCAUCGUCAACGGCGACAAGGACGCGCUCGACACGUACAAGACGGCCGCCGCCAAGGCCACCGACAACGUCUCCCCGAACUCGGUCACCGGCGGCACCAUCAUGAGCAACAACGGCGCCGGCAUGAGCACCGGCGGCACCAAGACGUCCGCCGGCGGCACGGGCGCCUCGGCGUCGAGCACGUCCAAGCCCGGGGCGGCGGCCGGCUUCAAGGCUUCCAUGGCGGGCGUGCUGGUGGCCGCGGGCGGCGUCGCUGCGAUGAUGCUGUAA
Messenger RNA from Cordyceps fumosorosea ARSEF 2679, 609 nucleotides. Its product is annotated as extracellular serine-rich protein. NCBI's taxonomy places the organism in Eukaryota, Fungi, Ascomycota, Sordariomycetes, Hypocreales, Cordycipitaceae. The record is from RefSeq and is a predicted model, not a curated record. Bases 1 to 609 code for a protein of 202 amino acids. The transcript has 2 exons.